UGUUAUCACUCUUCCCACGCGUACUCACACGAACCCUACCCGCCGCCUCUCCUUUCCUUUCCCGAUCUUUUUUCCCUCUCACGACGUCGCCGGCCUCCUUCCGCCGGCAGUCUCUCCCUCACUAUCGCUAUCUAUUUCUCUCUCGUUUCACUCUCUCGCUCUGCUCUGCGUGUGCCCGGCGUGCGGUUGUCUCCGUCGUCGCCUGAGCACCCACUGCCGCCGGAGCCGAGAGAGGCCGCUUCAGGCCAUCUCUUCCCUCCCUUUCCUUCCUAUUUGUCUACUUCUCCCUCUCCCUGUGCACCCCUGGCUGCCGGGAGCCUAGAGGGACCGAGCCCGGACCACCAUCUGGUGCUUCUCAGAGCCAGGGCACAGUCAGGAGCUAGGGCAAGCAGUCGGCCUCUCCUUGUUGUCUCUCUUAGCCACCGUCUGGUCCAUGUGCCCUUGCAUGAAGCCACCGCUCUUGUUGCUUUGCAUCCAACAUAUCACCGCGAUGAACAGAUCUUGCCUUGCGCGUUGGUCAAAUUAAAGGUGAUACCUGCUUGAAGUUCAAAUGGAAACUAUCCAAUUUUAAAAAUUCCAGCAUGCACAUGUCAGAUGCAACCAAAGAUUCUAGUGUCACAAAUGUGUCAUUUAUAGGAUCUAACCAAAGAUUGCCUCACAAGCUCGGUCGGCAACAACUGUCAGAUGCAUCAAAAAGCACUCCAGAAUCUUUAUAUUUACAUUCACAACUGCAUGACACAGAAGAAGAAUCUGUAUGUUGGAGUCAGGAGUCUCAGUCAAUGUUGCUAAGGCCUCAUCAAACAUAUGAUCCAAUUGGGCAGCCUCAAUUGUUGCAUAAGGGUAGAUAUCUAAAACGACGGCACAUAUUAGUACAAAAAUGUGAUUUUGAGCCCUUGCAUUUGCAAAGCAAUACCAAAGUUUCACAUUCAAUUAAUUGCAAUAAUUUGUCAGACCAAAUGCCGGGUGGGCCUUUGAUAGCCCAUGACAUGAUUAAGCAGGAGCUACCUCUGGGAAUGAAAGAAUACAUUUCAUCAAAUAGUUCUGUUCUUACAGAUGUUUUAUUUGGUGAUCAUUCCAUGUUCCCAAGAAAACCAGCACAAUAUCAAGCAAUUCAGAAUCUUCUAUUCCUGUAUGAACAUGCUAGGAACUGCCAAAAUCAAGAAAAUCAUUGCAAUUUCUUCCAAUGCAGGAAUUUGAAAAGUGCUCUUGCUCACAUUUUACAUUGUAAAGAUGCUAAUUGUGCCAAGGGUUGCUACAAGUACAAGAACCUCUUUGAUCAUUAUGCAGAGUGCUCUAAUAAUUUUUGUAGUAUUUGUGGUCCUGUGAGAGCAAGAAUAGAAGAAGUUUCUCAAAGGAAUAUUAGCAAUGGUUUCGCAGAUUUUAAGACUCCUCUAGCUACUGUUGCAAGCAUGGAUCAAGAGGAAUCUGCCUGCAAACGUGCCAAAACUACAAGUCAUUUUGGUCAAAACCAAAUUUUUGGGGUCAAUGUAGAAUCAACAAAACCAAACCAUCAUUUUGGAGGAGAGCUGCAAGCAGACCAAUUGGUGAGACUGCCUUUAGACACAAAUACUGGGAAUCAGAAACUAAUAAAAACUUGCACACUUGGAGAUGCAAAUACUACUAGUGCAAAAAUAGUGGAAAGUCAAAAUACGGACUCCAUCCUUGGAAAUUCUGGAGAAACCUAUGGUUCUACGGAGGACCCCCAAAUUGAGAUCAAAGAAAAUCUUAGCGUAGAACCUGAUGAGUUAGCAAAUGUGGCUAUAUGCUCUGAGCCAGCAAAUGAAAUUCAGCUUGGGUUUCCUAUGGUUGAAAUCAGUGAUGGUAAUGCCGAAUCAUCUGCAUCUGCUAAUGUGGUUGAGACAAGGAUUGGAACCCCACUUAGUGUGGAUAAUGAUGAGUUAGCAAAUGUAGCUAUAUGCUCUCAACAAACAAAUGUAGUUCAACUUGGGUUUCCUAUGGAUGAAAUCAGUGAUGCUGGUAAUGUGAAUCUAUCUCCUUCUGCUAAUAUGGCUAAGACAAAGACAGGAUCGCCAAAACGAGUGACUUCUAAUCUUGAUACAUCCACUUCGGAAAUGCAUAGGGUUCACAUAGGCAGUUUCGAGCAACAUGUGGACCAGCAUAGAAGGAACAUGCUUUUCUCCUCCCUGAUGUCCAAUCCGCAUGUGGGGAGGCUAGAAAAACCACAAGAGGUGAAAUCAGCCUCACCAACUUCAAGCACCAAUGAAGAGAAAGUAUUAUGCGACAUGUUGCCUGGUAUCUCGUUCAGUAAUAAUACAUUUAAGAGCCCUGUGAUUGGUGAUCUAUGUUCUGCUUCCCAAAGAUAUAUACCUAAUGAGCACCAUCGUGUAGUUGCCCAUGCAUCACUUAGUUCUGGUGGAAACCUUGCGCCUUUGUCUGAAGAAACUCUGAGUAAACACCAUUUUGGUUGCCAAAUGUCAGCAGAACAAUAUUCUGAUAGUCAAAAUGAUCAGUUUUCAAAUGAAAAUAGUAGUAAAUGGAUGCCUUGCAUGUCUCAAAUACCUUUCUACGGCAAUGGUGACACCAGUUUGAAUUUCAAAUGGAAGCUAUCCAAUUUUAAAAAUUCCAGCAUGCAUGCGUCAGAUGCAACCAAAGAUUCUAGUAUCUCAAAUAGGUCAUCUGUAGGAUUUAACCAAAAAUUGUCUCACAAGCUCAGUCAGCAACAACUGUCAGAUGCAUCAAAAAAGACUCCACAGUCUUUAUAUUUACAUGCACAGCUGCAUGACUUGGAAGAAGAGUCUGUAUGUAGGAGUCACGAGUCUAAGCCAAUGUUGCUAAGCCCUCAUCAAGCAUAUGAUCCAAUUGGCCAGCCUGAUUUUGAGCCCUUGCAUUCGCAAAGCACUGUCAAAGUUUCACAUUCAAUUAAUUAUAAUAAUUUGUCAGAGCAAAUGCCAGGUGGGCCUUUGGUAAUCCAUGAUAUGAAUAAGCAGGAACUAGCUCUGGGAUCGAAAGAAUGCGUUUCAACAAAUAGUUCUAAUCUUACAGAUGUUUUAUUUGGCGAUCAUUCCAUGUUCCCAAGAAGACCAGCACAAUAUCAAGCAAUUCAGAAUCUUCUAUUCCUGUAUGAACAUGCUAGGAACUGCCAGAAUCAAGAAAAUGAUUGCAACUUCUUCCAGUGCAGCAAUUUGAAAAGUGCUUUUGCUCACAUUUUAUAUUGUAAAGAUGCUAAUUGUACCAAGCGUUGCAAUAAGUACAAGAGCCUAUUUGAUCAUUAUGCAGAGUGCUCUAAUAUUUUUUGUAGCAUUUGUGGUCCUGUGAGAGCAAGAAUGAAAGAAGUUUCUCAAAGGAAUAUUAGCAAUGGCUUUACAGAAUCUAAGACUUCUCUAGGUACUAUUGUAAGCAUGGAUAAAGAGGAAUCUGUCUUCCAACGUGGCAAAACUACAAAUCAUUUUGGUCAAAAUGAAACUUUUGAGGCCGGAGUAGAAUCAACAAAACCAAACCAUCAUUUUGGAGGAGUGCUGCAAGCAGGCCAACUGGUGAGACUGCCUUUAGAUACAAAUACUGGGAAUCAGAAUCUAAUAGAAACUUGCACGCUUGGAGAUGCAAAUACUAGUAGUGCAAAACUAGCGGAAAGUCAAAAUACGGACUCUAUCCUCAGAAAUUCUGGAGAAACAUAUGAUGCUACUGAGGGCACACAAAUUGAGAUGAAAGAAAAUCUUGCCGUGGAACCUGAUGAGUUAGCAAAUGUAGCUAUGUGCUCUCAACAAAUGAAUGUAGAUCAACUUGGGUUUCCUAUGGAUGAAAUCGGUGAUGCUGGUAAUGUGAAACUAUCUUCUUUGGCUAAUGUGGCUGAGACAAAGACAGAAGCCCCCAAAAGAGUGACUUCUCUUCUUGAUACAUUCACUGUAGAAAUGCUUAGAGUUCACAUAAGCAGCCUUGAGCAACAUGUAGACCAGGAUAAAGCAAAGAAAGACAAAUCCCAGGAUAUGGAACACCUGGUAGAUCAGAACUUAUGCAGUUUGUGCAGGAUGGAGAAACUUACUUUUGAGGCUCCACCUCGUUAUUGUUCAUCGUGUUACAAGUUAAUCAACCCUAGGGGAGUCUAUUAUACUAUCAGAAGUUUGAAGUACACGGAUUAUGAGUGCGGUGCAAAGAUCUCUUUUUGUAGCAAGUGCUAUGGUUCCUCUGGUGAGAGUAUCAAGGUUGCUCGUCAAGAAAUACGAAAGGUGAAUUUGGAAAGGAGGUUGAACUAUGCUGAGAGUGAUGCUGAAAAUGAAUGGUGGGUCCAAUGUGAUAAAUGCAAAGCAUGGCAGCAUCAAAUAUGUGCUCUUUUUAGUGGAAAAAGGAAGGAUGCAUUGCAAUCCGAAUACACUUGCCCAGAGUGUUGCUUGCGCGAACUGGAAUGUGAGAUGCAUAAACCAGUACCGCGAAAUGCAGUUCUUCGGGCAACUGAUUUGCCAAAAACUAUGAUGAGUGAUCAUAUAGAAAAUUGGUUAUUUGAGCACCUUCAACAAGAGAGAGAAGAAAGGGCAAGGAAAUUACAAAUAACUGUUGAUGAGGUGCCUGGGGCCAAUGAUCUUGUCAUUAGAGUGGUCUCAUCAGUUGACAAGAAAGUGGAAGUAAAUCCAGGUUUUCAAGAGGUUUUUAAGGAGGAAAUGUAUCCUGCAUAUUUUCCUUACAAAUCAAAGGUUAUUCUGUUAUUUCAGACAAUUGAAGGUGCAGAUGUUUGCCUUUUUGGCAUGUAUGUUCAAGAAUAUGGUUCAGAGUGUUCUUUGCCAAAUCAAAGGCGCGUUUGUAUUUCAUAUAUAGAUUCUGUCAAAUACUUCAGGCCUGAAAUAAAGGCUGUUACAGGAGAGGCUUUGCGGACCUUUGUUUAUCAUGAGAUCCUGAUAGGGUACCUUGACUACUGCAAGAAAAGAGGUUUCACCAGCUGCUAUAUAUGGGCUUGCCCAUCUCUAAGGCAAGACUAUUAUAUUCUAUACUGCCAUCCUAAGACACAGAAGACACCAAAGUCUGAGAAGCUUCGAGAAUGGUACCAAGUUAUGAUACGCAAGGCCAUAAAGGAAAAAGUAAUUCAGGAGCAAACCAAUUUAUAUGAUCAUUUCUUUGUUCCCACUAGUGAAAGCAAAGUUAAGGUUACUGCAGCUCAGUUGCCAUACUUUGAUAGUGAUUUCUGGCCUGGAAAAGCAGAUUUUCUUCUAGAGGACAAGAACAAAUCUCAGGCCAAAGGCACAAAGGCAGUGAUCGAGAGAGCGCUAAGGGCUGCCAAACGGGAUGCAUCAACUGGAAAUCCAAAGGAUAUUCUACUUAUGCACCAACUUGGAGAAGUUAUCCGCCCAAUGAAGGAAGACUUUAUCAUUGUCCACUUGCAGCACACCUGCAAAUAUUGCUAUCAGCCUAUUAUGUCUGAAAAACUUUGGGUCUGCAGUGUCUGCAAAAAUUUUCAACUGUGUAUGCAGUGCCAUGAUAAGAUGCAGGAUCUUGAUAAGAAGGAUAGACACCCUAUUACUGCUAAGGAAAAACAUUCCUUCCAAUUAGUGGAGAUCGAUGUUCUUGCAGAUACUCAUGACGAAGAUGGAACUAUAGAAAGCAAAUUGUUUGAUGUGCGAACUGGUUUUUUAAAUUUUUGUCAAAAUGAACAAUAUCAGUUUGACACCCUCCGUAGAGCAAAGCAUUCAACUCUGAUGAUCCUUUAUCAUCUUCAUAAUCCAAUGGAAUAUGUGUUUACAUCCUCAUGCGCCAUGUGUCAUGGUAGCAUUGAUGGUGGACAAAAUUGGCACUGUAUGAACUGUCAGGGUUACCGCCUUUGUGAUUCUUGCUAUUUGAAAGGGACUUCUCACCAUCAGUUGGUUAGUCACACCAUGUUGCCUGGGAUCAAUCUGCAGCCAAAGCAACAAAGAAGUGGAAGAUUAAACGUUCAUAUUGUCCUUGAUGCAUUGCUUCAUGCUGCAAAGUGCUAUGCUCCUCGAUGCACAUAUCCAUAUUGUUUGAAAGUCAAAAAGCUCUUCCUCCAUAGCAGGAGAUGCAAGGUGCGUGUUCCUGGUGGUUGUAUAUCAUGCAAGAAGAUUUGGCUGCUACUUCAGCAUCAUGCUUGUAUUUGCCAAGACUUAGAUUGCCAUAUGCCUCGAUGCAGGGAUCUAAAGGUUUAUAAAAUGAAGGUGAAAAAUGUAACAAAAGAAAGAAUCAGACUACAUGCUAGGGUUUCUGCAUCUGCUACUUGGAACUGACGUGCAGUGUCUGAGUUUUAGGAAGGGUAUCUUUCGAGUUGAUAAGAAGAUUUAUUUAUUUGAAGUUAGUGGACUAGCAGUGGAGUUCUUGUGCAGAAUGAUGAUGGUGGCACCACUACUGUCGUCUAUGGAUUGUCACUGCGCUCUGACUAAGCACUGCUUGACCUGCUACUGAUAAUUUGUUAGAAUAGUCAUCCUUGGAGGUUGCUAAGAUGAUUCAAUUACCAAAGCUGAUAAACCCGCAGCUGCUGUCGAUCGACCUUGGUUUUUUUAAAACUUGCAAAUCUGAAGGUAUACGCAGAAGAUGAAGAACAUGGUGGUGUUUUUGAAUCCACUAUUGACCAGAUGAGCAGUUUGCAAAUUUUGCUGGAAAAUGACAUUAUCAGAGAGACAUUAAGAGUUAGAUUUAAUUAUCCAAGUAUGUAAACUAGCAAUUUUAGUCUGAUUCAUGCCUGGAUUGGAAGUGAAAAGGACCCUAAUUCCCUAACGGCUUGUAAAUAUGGAGCCCUGGAGAACCGGCCGGCAUACUUUGCCUCCGACAGUAAUUCAGCAUUCUAGCUGCACGUCAAGGAAAAAUAGCCUAGCAACUAAGGAGCAAGGAAAUGAAAACCAAACUUGAGGGUGCAAUGACUAAAGGAUCAGUUGUCCAAGCUUCUUGGAUAACAUGUGCAUUAGUUUGAAUUAUGUAUUUGCAUUUGAUUCUUUUUAUAUGAUCAAUAAUUUUGUGACCGGGCAAAAUUUUCAUAAAUUGAUAGAUUUCUUUAAACGUUCUUCUGUGUUUGAUGGUAAA
Molecule: messenger RNA, 6975 nt
Organism: Zingiber officinale
Lineage: Eukaryota; Viridiplantae; Streptophyta; Magnoliopsida; Zingiberales; Zingiberaceae
Product: histone acetyltransferase HAC1-like
Exons: 16
Coding region: 582-6185 (1867 amino acids)
Biological process (GO): positive regulation of transcription by RNA polymerase II
Cellular component (GO): histone acetyltransferase complex; transcription regulator complex
Molecular function (GO): histone acetyltransferase activity; transcription coactivator activity; chromatin DNA binding
Source: RefSeq, a predicted model, not a curated record